Poecilia latipinna (sailfin molly) is the source of this 2834-nucleotide messenger RNA. It is a transcript of the gene il20, whose product is annotated as interleukin 19 like. The record is from RefSeq and is a predicted model, not a curated record. NCBI's taxonomy places the organism in Eukaryota, Metazoa, Chordata, Actinopteri, Cyprinodontiformes, Poeciliidae. The transcript is spliced from 5 exons. The coding region runs from base 1989 to 2621 and encodes 210 amino acids.
UUCAUGAUUUGGGUUUUAGGAAAUGUUGAAGUAUUUGUAUCCUUAGAGUUCCCAAAAUGUUCUCAACACAUUAUGCAAAUGUAUGUACAGUCAUUAUGCAGGGAUGAGCUCUGCCAAAUUGGCAAGGGGAAAAAAUGUAAUUCUUUCUAAAAACAGAAACGUUUCCAGGAAGCUUCUCUCUUCAAGUCAGGGUGCAGGAAGAAGUUUGUGGCAGGAAGGAUGUGAGCAUAGCCAGGAAGAAGCUCCAUCCCUUACAUCCAGGUACCAGAACCAUGACUCAUCUUGACUUUAGUCUUGAAUAGAUGCUAAUAGUCAGUAAACAAACAGAAAACAGCGGAGCAUCAGUACAGAGGCACGCAGAGAGGGAAAAUGUGGAUUGUAGUUCUUUCUAAUCAUUGACUCGUUUUCACUUUUCUUGUAGAUGUUUUAGAUUUUUUUUUCUAAAACCUCCAGGUAUUUUAAAGAGGUCAUGAUUCAAUGCACUUUGACAGAGUUCCUAGAGCUUUUUGGAAAAAACAAAACAAAACAAAAAAACAGGCCCACAGCAUGACACUCUCUCUCUAUUUUCUACCUAAAAUAAGCAUUUAUUUUAGCACAUCUUUUCCAGGUGGCAGGCAUUGAUCAGUGCAUCCUUACAGCAUCGCCUCAGUGUAUUUCAUUGCAGUUUUCAUAUAAUAGAUCAAGACAAAGCUGUGGAGGGAUUGGGAUGUCUAUAAUAUUUUUCAAAGAUAUUCACAAAUAAGGUUCUAAAAUCUGAGAUGCAUUUGUAUUCGUCCCCUAGAGGCGGUACUGUAAAGAGCUGUCUUCUCCUUCAACCAGAGCUCCAAGUCCUUUUGGAAAAUGUCUCUAGCAUCUUCACUGGAAACUGAAAAAUGUUCUUAGCAACACGAUUCAGGCUCAGUCAAAUUGACUUCUGAUCAUCUGUGAAAAGGUUUUCCUUAGACGUCUCGAUGCAAAGUGGUUGAUUUCAUUUAUAGCUACUAGAUUAACAGGUGCUGAACACAUAAGCAUGCCACACUUUUCAGAUUUGUAUUACUUUAAAAAAAAAAUUUAACUACAUAGAAUUUUCUUUCUUUCUGCUCUUAUUGUAGACAGAUCAGAAAUCUUUAGACCAGAUCUUCUUUCUGGUGAACACAUUCGCUUCUCUUCCUCUCAGGAGACACAACACGCUCAUGCAGCUUCGUGAUGACCCCUGCUGGCUACUUACUGUAUAUCACCAGCCACUAACCCUAGGCUAUGAACUUUUCCCUUUAAAUUGUCUGUACUUCCAGUUACAAAUGCUGACACGCGUUUCCUCCACUUCGAAAGACCCUCAGGAAUUUUGUGCAGAUACUCCCGUAGUAACAGACAGUGACUCAAAGUUAUUCCAAGAACGCAAGCAAUUCCUGUUUUCAUCUGACUUCCCCGAAGACAUUUUCUUUUUUAAACUGUGACUGGAUUCUGUCACUGCAAAUAGAUAAGCAGGUUUAGCGAGCGUUUCUGAAAACGACUUGCUUAACCUGUGCUGAGGUAAAAGACUUCAACCUCGAGGGGUCAAAAAAAAAAAAGUGCUGACAGACAGAUUAUUGAUGUUGGGCAGCAAAAGGAAUGAUCGGUACUCUCCAAGAAACAAUCAACUGGACAAUUUUAGGUGCAGACACUUAAUUCGUCCUGAAACUGAGAAGAAUAAAAACCCCACAAAUAAUCUGGCAGAUUACAAGGCAGAUGUACAAAACAAAACGAUGACUCUCUAAUCUGAUGAAUGACUCAUGAACACAUUCGCAGAAAGUCAGUGAGAGUUUUCUUUUCUCCACAGUGACACGGGGUUUACGUCACAGAAAGGGAGGAAACUCAGUUAUACUAUCAUUUUCAAUAGCAUGACUGAGGAGUUCCUUUAAUUGCAUCACUUCCUUGUCCAGUAAACAAAGGCGUGUUCGCCCGCAGUCUCCGUUUUGUGAGCCGAAACAUGAUUCGAAAAACCCCCUCGGUCUACUAUAAGAGCAGAGAGGAUGGAGGCUCAGAGACACACAUCCUCUCCAGGACUCAUCCUCUCAGGUAACACACAGCUUCACCUGCAGGUAACCACAGUGAUGAAGAUGCUGCUCAGUUCUUCGGUCUGCGCUGUGCUCCUCCUCCUCCUCCUGGGUUUUCUGAACGGGCCCGCGGAGAGCCGGACGCUGCACAUGGACGGCUGCUCUGCCAACGUUCACCUCCAUGAACUACACCAGUACUUCUCUGAGAUAAAAUCAGUUGCGAUAUCAGCGGAUGGUGAGAUUGGAGUGAAACUUCUGGAUGCAUCUCUGAUGAAGAACGUUCAGGAGGGCCAGACGUGCUGCUUUGUGCGCCUCCUGCUGCGAUUCUACGUCGAACGAGUCUUCGGCAACUACGAGUCCUCUCAGCCAAGUCAGCAGCGCUGCUCCAGCGCCUUGGCAAACGCUUUUGUCAGCAUCAGAAGGGAAAUGCACAAAUGUCACUGCCACUGCGGAGAAGAAACCCAGAGAACGAUUGACUCGGUGCUCGCCAACUUUGACAAGGUACGCUACGCCAUGUGUGCUUUCUGUACAAAAUGCAAAGAUCUUUUCUCAGCUCGCAUAACGACAGCUAGAUGCAGAAGGUUUCAGUUUCAGUGGGCAAAGAAAUAGCUUUGAAAAGGCUUUGCAUGUCAGGAGUUAUUGAUCAAUUUUUUUCUUGUUACAAACAAACUCAAUGUCUCCCUCUACCAUAAAGAAAUCAACCAAUCAAGCAGCAUAGGCAUUUUUCAUCAAUUAGCAAGGCAAUUAUAAACAGCCAAUCAGUUCGCUUAAGCUACUCUUAUAUUGCUUUAGUGAUUUUCCAUUUCUGCUCAUAUCUAUGCC